CGUGCGCGGUGCUGUGUUUUAAAUCAGAUCCACGUGUAAAAAUGACAACAAACGCUUCAGAUCCCGGUAAAAACGACAUUUUCAAGAUAUUUCGGGACCGUUUCUUCUCCAUGGGCCGUAUAGCGUCUUAUCCUUGGGCCUUUGUAGAAAAGGAACUCAUCAGCAGUAACUCCACAGAAGUGAUUUCACAAAUACUGAAUCAGACGUGUUGUCAUCCGUUGUGCUCAGACUUCCCGCCCUCGGCCCAAUACAGGAGACUCUUCCUCUCUGAGCUCAUCAAACAGGAGCAGGAGGCUUCACACUGUGACCCCUCAGACCGACUCUACGACGCUCUGGCUCAGGUCAUUGGUGCCGCGGAGACGUCGCACUGCUACAAGUCUUACUUCCUGCCAGGUGGGGGUGCUGUGACGCUGCAGGAGAACGUUGCUGUGAUUUCGGAGGGCACCACGGGGCUAGUCACAUGGGAGGCGGCGCUGCACCUGGCAGAAUGGGCUCUGGAAAACCAACAGUAUUUCACCAACAGGUCCGUUUUGGAGCUGGGCAGUGGAGCCGGCUUCACCGGGAUCACCAUCUGCUGCUCUUUGGCUCCCUCUAGCUUCAUCUUCAGUGAUUGUCACCCAAAGGUGCUUCACAAACUCAGUGAGAACAUCGCUCUAAACCAACUGGACCCACAGGUGGUGCAGGUGGAGGAGUUGGACUGGUCGUGUGUGACAGAGGAGCAGCUCAGAGCCGUCGGAGCAGACACGGUGAUGGCGGCAGAUGUGGUGUAUGACCCGGUCGUCGUGGAAAUGCUGGUGUCACUUCUCUGUCGGAUCUUCGCUAUUUCGAGUCCCGACGUUUUCAUCUGCUCCACCGUUAGGAACACAGACACCUACAGAGGCUUUGUGCAGAGGCUGGAACACGUCGGGAUCCUUCAUGAGGUUUUGUCUGGACCUGUCAGAAGAAUAUUUCCCUACAACAGAGAAUCUCAAAUAGAAAUAAUCAAACUGUAUAAAAAAUAAAAUGUAUAAUGUCAAAGU
Molecule: messenger RNA, 1019 nt
Organism: Periophthalmus magnuspinnatus
Lineage: Eukaryota; Metazoa; Chordata; Actinopteri; Gobiiformes; Gobiidae
Gene: eef2kmt
Product: eukaryotic elongation factor 2 lysine methyltransferase
Exons: 9
Coding region: 42-1001 (319 amino acids)
Source: RefSeq, a predicted model, not a curated record